AUGCCGAACGGGGACCUGUCGCUGUCGCAGCAGAUUCAGCAGCUCAACGAUGCCCGCAAACACGUCCUUGGCGAUGUGAAGCUGUACCCUGGCGUCGUGCGUGGUCUAAUUCCGAGCAUAGGCGUUUCGGCGCCGCUGGAGCUGCGCCGAUGGGGCGCCGACUUUUUGGCGGAAGCCUUUGCUACGCCGGUGCUGCCCAACGGCGAAAAGGAGACACUGGCACCGUACGUCUUGGCAACCCUCGAAUUGCUGGUGCAGAAACCAGAUGAGGACCACUACGUCCUGCGGGGUGUCAUACAGACAGCGGCUAGCAUCUACCCGCUGGCGCUGAGAUGGAUAAUCAACAAUUCAUAUGAUACGGUUACCUGGGAACGGAUGGUGGCCAUAAAACAAAGAAUUCUACAGAUUUGGGACACAGCGACGCCGACAGUCAGAAUCUGCUGUAUCAAGUUCGCGCAGCGCGUGGUGCUGGCACAGACUGUCUCUUCCAUGGGAGACCACAGAUAUGCCGGUGGACUCGAUAUUUCUCUUGAUAAAAUCCCCCCAAACCACCAAACACUCGACCCUCGACCUCUCGAGGCUGAAGCAUCCGGGCUCUUGGACCGUAUGCUUAGCGCAUUGCAGGAAUCCAAUGAUGCCCUGGUUGUCGAUGCGACUCUGAAUUGCUUAUCCAUUCUCAUUCGAACCCGGCCAGAAACUUCCAACCGAAUUAUCAACGCCAUCUUCGCCUUCAACCCUCUGAACUUUGCACCGUCACCGUUGACCCCCAGGGGCAAAGUCAUGGUUAGGUCAAUGGAAAAGACUGUGCGAUCACUCCUGGUCAACCUGAGCAGAAGGGAUCCUCACAACCCUAUUGUGCCACGAAUGCAGCAACAUGUCGAACGGAAUAUGCGCCUGAUUGCCGAGGCUUUCGAUGACAGUGGAAAGAAGAGGGCGCUAAACGCACCGCAACAUGACGGAAAUGAUGCCAAACGUCAACGCAUCACAGCAGCCCAGAUCCAAAUCCCCGCCCUUGGGGCUGGGCCUCACAGCCUCGCUGAUCUGUUUAGCCUUGUCAGCAACGAUGGCUUGAAGACAUUUGAUCUAUCGCUCGUACCGCCCGCGAUGGUCACAAAAUUAGCGGUUACAAUCCUUGCCAGGCUAGAUUCACAACUACUGGCCAAGGCUGUUGACGGCGUUCGUGAUAGACUUCAGACAGUGGCAAAUGCGCCGGCGGCAGAACUCAAUCCUAAUACAGCACCACUUGGAGUUGAUGACGACGACGAUGACUACGAGCCGGAUUUCUACCAGGCUGAAGAUACGGAGCAGAUUCUGAACAAGCUGGACAGUGAGCCCUCCGGCCUGGACCCUAUCCAUCUCGACGACAGCCUGGCGCUCAGAUCAUUUAGCCUAGCCCAGCCGCAACAAAUAACGCCGGAACUGGCCCUCAGCGCUGGUGCCGGCACGGUAGAAAAGGUUGUGGAUAUGAUGAAGUCACUCGAAGACUCGUCAGCAAAAAAGGCCAGGGCUGGUUUCAUGCGGUUGGCCGCCAGCUCUGGCACGAGGGAUUCAUGGAUGACGAUUUUGUCACGUCUUGCGACGAGAGCAUCUGCUGGACUAGAUGAGAUUCUUGUCAAGGGCGAAGACGAUGACAACGUUUCAUCAACCUCGCUGCCAAACACAAUCCGUGAACUUUUGUACAAUUACAUAAUGGAAGACUUUCGCAAGCACAUUGACAUUGCGGUAUCAUGGCUUUGCGAGGAGUGGUACAACGACCGACUACUAACCCAGACAAACCGCGACUACCCCAAGUCGUACGAAAAGUGCACCCUGCGUCUCCUGGAUGGCUUCCUGCCAUAUGUGCACCCACAAGACAAGGUUUUGACGCGAUUCCUGAGCGAAAUCCCCGAGUUGAAUAAGGAGAUUCUGUCUCGGGUGAGACGCAUGUGUCGCGAUCCGCUCGUUGUCAAACUUGCCCUGACGAGCUUGCUAUAUCUUGUUCUCAUGCGACCACCGGUCAAGGACAUGGCGUUAGAUACUGUGCAAGAUAUUUGGACAGAGUUAUCUGUCGAAAUACCGACCAGGGUUCUUGGAGGCGGCGGCUGCCAGUCGGGCAGAGGACGGGACAUCGGCCAACUCUGCUAUUGCGGCGUGAUUGCGUGGACCACUGGACAAGAUGAAGAGCGGUUGGAUGUUCAAGGUGAUGUUGAUGAUGGUACGAAGAGUGUAGCGGCGCAUGGCAUUGUGACGGGCGUUUCUCGAGGGUCCUUUCUACAGGAGCAAGAAGAAGAUUUUUGUACAUUAGAGCGUAUGGACGCGCGCUGGAAGAGCAAUCUACAGCCACGCCACGGAUACUACAGUCAGAAUACGACACCGGUGCCAUGGGGGUGCAUGCAGCAUGCCUGUUUGACACGCGAGCCCCGGCUGGAGAAGCACCGAAAGUGGGCAUAUGCGAGGAAACGAGAUCCCGCAAGGCAUAUAUUAGUUCUCGAAGCUUGA
Molecule: messenger RNA, 2478 nt
Organism: Cordyceps militaris CM01
Lineage: Eukaryota; Fungi; Ascomycota; Sordariomycetes; Hypocreales; Cordycipitaceae
Product: mRNA cleavage and polyadenylation specificity factor complex subunit
Exons: 5
Coding region: 1-2478 (825 amino acids)
Cellular component (GO): mRNA cleavage and polyadenylation specificity factor complex
Source: RefSeq, a predicted model, not a curated record